Molecule: messenger RNA, 2235 nt
Organism: Ostreococcus tauri
Lineage: Eukaryota; Viridiplantae; Chlorophyta; Mamiellophyceae; Mamiellales; Bathycoccaceae
Product: Ribosomal protein L7Ae/L30e/S12e/Gadd45
Exons: 1
Coding region: 1-2235 (744 amino acids)
Biological process (GO): selenocysteine incorporation
Cellular component (GO): ribonucleoprotein complex
Molecular function (GO): zinc ion binding; selenocysteine insertion sequence binding; mRNA 3'-UTR binding
Source: RefSeq, a predicted model, not a curated record
AUGACCGCGGGCGUCGCGCGCGAUCUCGUCGACGCGCUGAACGCGCGCGAGGACGUCGCGCGCGCGGUCGCCUCGGUCGUGUGCUCCACGGGCGCGAGAGCGUUGCCCAGCGACGUGGUGGUGUCGCUCGGGUUUCGCUCACAUGAUUUCGUGAACGACGCCAACUGGGACGAUUCCUUGACGACGGAGGAGCGACGGACGGUGUUGAGGUACGUCAACGCGUGCCCGGAGAUAUUUCACGCGUUCGCGUCGACGGCGCACGUCGGCACGGGUGGGGAGACGCGAUGCAGUCGGUUCGCGCGAGGGGUGGCGGCGGACGUCGCGGAACGCGCGGCGGCGUUCGCGAAGGCGCACGGGGCGCGAACGAUGGAAGAUCCGGACGAUUUGAGAGGUAAAGCGACGCGUGAUGGUGGGCGAGGAGAUGGGAGGGGUGGGGCGAAGGACGCUGGCGAUCGGAACGGGGGGAAACGGGCGGCGCCUCGCGCGGCGCCUCGCGCGGCAACUCCGGCGACCCCGGCGCCGUGGCUCGCGGCGUCCGCCACGCGCUCUUCGGACGUCGCGGAGGCGAAACCGACGACGAGUUUGAAAGAUAUCAUGGCAUUAGAGUCGCGUCAGAGCUCUCGUCCCAUUCCAUCGACUCGUGCGGACACGAGGACUCGCGCGGCGGCGCCGAAGCUCCCGGUGAUCACGGCCGAGCUCUUGCGCAGAGAGUCAAGGAGGUCGGUGAUGGAUAAGUUUGGCAAGGUGCGCUGUAACGUGUGCGGACGCACGUUCAAGGCGUACGACGCGCUCGAGCAGCAUAUAGGGGCGUCGCACUACGGUUUGAAUAACCCAGAGGCGAAGGCGUUGGAGACGGCGCUCAUCGCCGCGGGACUCGCGCCGGCGGGCGGCGACGGCAAGAAUCGCGUGUCGCUGAAGCUCGGAGACUUGGUGUCGUCGACGACAAAGACGUCGAAUAGCAUGGUGAAUUCACUCGCUGCGUACUUCAAGACGGAGAAACAGACAUCGCAGCGCGCCGAGAAGAAGGAGGGUAAUAUUCACGGCGGACAGUUCGUGCGAAGCACGAACAUGGCGAGCACGUCCGGCAUGGUACUUCGUCGCGGCGUCGAGCGAAGGGAUGGAAAGAAAAAGAAACGAUCAACGUUAAAAAAGAUUAUUCUCGCCGAUCGUGCGUUACGGCGAGAGGCAGAGACGGAUAAGAAUGCGACGGUAGACGAAGUCGAGGUUGAGGUUGAGGUGCGCGUCGGUUGGGUGUACGUCGUGCUUGAGUUUGUCGAGAACGAAGACGUUCGAGUGCGUUUGAUGUGCAUGGAAGAUGACCCUAAUGAUAAAGAUGGGUCGUCGACCGACGAGGGCGAGGAUGAGGACGCCGAGAGGGAUGAUGCGGGUGACGGCGUUUCGACGAAAGAAAAGUUGGAGGUAAUUGAGGCGCGAGCGCCCGCGGGCGCGUGGGGUGUACGAAGUCUGGCCGACGUCUUGAAGGGAGCCGAACCGAAGGCACCUCCCAAGGUGAAACAAGAGGCACGUACGUGCGAAGUGUGCAACGUGCAGUGCUUCGGCGAGCGCGCCUGGGAGGCGCACAUCGCGGGUAAGGUGCAUGCGAAGAAGCUUUCAUUUCGGGACGAUCCCGAGGCGGCGAAAAAGGCGGCCCUGAGCGCGAAAUCUUCGACCACCUACGUUGGCACUGAGGGCAUGGAGAACGCGAGGCACGCUAAUCAAAUCAUUACGGAAGAGCUCAAUGAAGCAACGACGGCGCUUCUGUCGACGUUGAAGCGAUUUCAAGACCGUCUGUAUCACACUGACAAGAUCAAGGCGAAGCAGCGAAGAAGGUUGCUCUACGGUUUGCGCGAAGUCGCGAAGAGCGUGGACGCGAAGACGAGUAAGGUGGUCAUAAUCGCACCCAACAUAGAAAAAAUUGAGAGCGAAGGCGGACUGGACGAUCGAAUCCAAGCCAUCAUUGCCGACGCGCGCGAGAAGGAAGUUCCAGUCGUGUUUGCACUCACCAAGCGACGCAUCGGUAAGGCGCUUAACAUCCAGGCCGUCUCCAUCGUGAGCGUCCUCGAUUACAACGGGGCCGAUGAAGAGUACAAGAAAGCCGUGAAACUCGCCGCGGAGGGCCGCGCGUUGUACAUCAAGCACAAACAAGCGAACACUGUUGUGGAACAGCCGAUGGCGAAACAACCGGCGCAGCUCAGUCUCGCCGCGGUGGAGUUCAUUCCGAUCGGCGCUCGAUGA